Messenger RNA from Dentiscutata heterogama, 530 nucleotides. The record is from the annotation of a GenBank genome assembly. NCBI's taxonomy places the organism in Eukaryota, Fungi, Glomeromycota, Glomeromycetes, Diversisporales, Gigasporaceae.
AUGGAUGGUCCUCCUGCACAAUCUCUUGGAGUCGAACCAGUAGAUGAAAAUGUAAUGAGACAACCUCCACGAAAGAAAAAUGCCCCAAUACUUACACCAGCAUUAGUAAUGCGCGUACUUACUUGCGCCGCGAUUAUUGUUGCUGGUACUUUAUUUACCUAUAUUACCGAAAUGCGAGACGGUGUUGUUACAGCGAGAGACACAACUAUGACUUUUACUUGUUUUGUAUUAUUUGAUAUGUUUAAUGCUUUAAGCUGUCGCUCAGAAAAGAAAUCAAUUUUUAAAUUGGGAAUAUUUUCAAAUCCAAUGUUUAAUUUAGCAGUUGCAUUUUCGCUUAUUGGACAAUUAUUAGUAAUUUAUUUACCAUUUUUCCAAGCAGUUUUUCAAACUGAAGCAUUAGGACUUGAUGAUAUUUUUGGACUUAUAGUUAUAACAUCAUCAGUAUUUUGGAUUGAUGAAUUUCGUAAGCAUUAUCAUAAUCGAAAACAAGAGGAAGAAGAUUAUGGGGCGGUUGCUGCUAUGGAAAUGGC